Molecule: messenger RNA, 2448 nt
Organism: Micropterus dolomieu (smallmouth bass)
Lineage: Eukaryota; Metazoa; Chordata; Actinopteri; Centrarchiformes; Centrarchidae
Product: tubby protein
Exons: 13
Coding region: 484-2166 (560 amino acids)
Biological process (GO): protein localization to cilium
Cellular component (GO): cilium
Source: RefSeq, a predicted model, not a curated record
CCGUAUCCAUGGCAACGGGAUAAACCUGAGCUAAGCGCCAACGUCUGGAUUUGUUGAUUUUUUUCUGGGACGUUUUAGUUCAUUUUUAAAGGCACUCUUUAAAUGAUGAUGUUGAUGAUGAUGAUGCUGUGAGGCAGCCGUAACAUUAGGCCAUAGUAUCUCCAUAAAACAGUCAUGGACAACUCGCCUUGCCCCCUUGAGACUGCUUGUCCAUACUGACUGAGCUGUGCAGUGCAGUUUAAGAACAUUAUCCCCUUUUAAUCCACUUUGCCUUCUGCUACAUGCAGGUGGACAGACUGUCAGAUGAAGCAGGGUGGCACAACACACACCCGCGUCCAUGUGUAAUUGGUCUUUUAUUUUGGAAACUGAACCAAUUCUCACAUUGAACUUUGACGCUGGAUUGUAGUUUUUAAGUAUCCUUUUUAGUAUUAUCUACUGUACUACUUUGUAAUAAUAAGCAGUGAUCGUGAAUUCAGAGCAGACAUGGAGGACCCCGAUAUACGACAACAGAAGCUGGACAACCAGCGAACCCUUUUGAUGAAAAAGCAGCAAAAGAAGAGGGCUGAUUCUCAAAUGGUGGUUGCAAACUGGGACACUCGCCAAAAGAACCGAAAGCACAAAGUUGCCCGUUCUGAUGAGACACCUCUGUUGAUCAGCCAAUCCCUGAGCAACGCUUCCCUGAGUGAUCAAGUUGAACAUGCCCACGAUAACCCAUUGGAUGAGAUCACACUGGAUGAAUGCAAUACAACAGCAAGCAUGACGUUAGAUGAGGUGCCUUCAGAGAAACAUGCUACUCCCAAGAAGAUGAACCUGGAGAUUGACAAAGAGCACGAGGUGAAGUGUGAAUUUGAAAAUGAUGCUCAGGUGGAGGGGAAAAAGACAAAGAAGAAGGAAGUGAAAAAAGAAAAAGUCAAACAGAUGGAAAAGAAUGAUAAGAAGGAGACAGAGAUGGAAAAAGGCAAAGAGAAAAAGGAGAAAAAAACAAAGAAGAAAGUGAAAGAAUCUGAAGACCCACAGAAGACAAACAAGACAACCAAACAAGAGCGUAAAAAGAAGCACUUACUGGAGGCUUCAACCCAGGAGAUUGAGUCGGCGGUGGAUGUGGCAAGUCCAAAGAAGAAUAAACGGGAUGAAAGUGACGAUGAAGAGGAAGACCUGUCCCAGAGGCUUGUCCCUCAUUCACCCAAGAGCAAAAAACAACUCGACACAUCCAGGUGCCAAAUAAGUGACGAGAGCAAAGACGAGGAAACCCAGGAAACAGAGAAAAAGGGGAAAAAGACAAACAAAGCAGAAAAAACUACACCAAGUCUAGCUUCCCUUAACUCCAACUAUAGGGAGGGUUCGUCCUCAGGCAGUGAAUCUAACGAAAGGCCAACGUCUCCAGUGUCAGUGGAGGAUCUUGAAAUGUUUGCUUUGCGUCCAGCCCCCAGAGAUGUGACGAUCCAGUGUAGGGUCACCAGGGACAGGAGAGGCAUGGAGAAGGGCAUUUACCCGACUUACUACCUCCACAUGGAGAAGGAGGAUGGCAAGAGGGUGUUUCUAAUGGCAGGCAGGAAAAGGAAGAAGUGCAAAACAUCCAACUAUCUCAUCUCCACUGACCCGACAAAUCUGUCCAGAGACACAAACUGCUACAUAGGAAAACUAAGGUCCAAUGUUCUGGGUACAAAGUUUACAGUCUAUGAUGGAGGUGAAAACCCUGAGAAAAAACCUUUCAUCAAAGAGUGUGAAUCAGUGCGGCAAGAGCUGGCAGCCAUAUGCUAUGAGACGAAUGUGCUGGGAUUUAAGGGUCCCAGGAAAAUGACAGUGAUCAUCCCCGGCAUGCUGGAGAACGAUGAAAGAGUGUCCAUUCGUCCAAAGAAUGAACUAGAGACUCUACUGAUCCGCCAUGCGAACGGCAACACAGACAAACUGGUCACCCUGGUGAACAAAUCUCCGAGCUGGAACGAGCAGACUCAGUCAUAUGUGCUUAACUUCCAUGGACGUGUCACCCAGGCCUCCGUCAAGAACUUCCAGAUCAUCCACCCUGACAAUGAGGAUUACAUAGUGAUGCAGUUUGGCCGUGUAGCAGAGGACGUCUUCUCUAUGGAUUACAGUUUCCCCAUGUGUGCCCUGCAAGCCUUUGCCAUUACCUUGUCGUCCUUUGACGGGAAACUGGCUUGUGAGUGACCAAUGCUGGUGUGCCUCAAGUGCUUAUCUACAUCACUGAUCUAGAUAGAAGCUUAGUUAAAUAUAUACCCAUCCUUUUCCACUGGGUGAUUUUUCAUGUUUUGUACCCUGGUGCAUUGUUACACUUCGUAUACGCUAAAGGGGGAAAAAUAUCACAGACUUAGACUUCAGAGGAGACUUGUUUUAUAGGUCCAGUAUUAUUUUACCACUGAGUUUAUUUAAGUGGAAGCAAAGUCAUUUAAGUUAUUUCAAGUAAAAUUAAAUGGUCUCUCUUUUUAUAUU